Molecule: messenger RNA, 597 nt
Organism: Phycomyces blakesleeanus NRRL 1555(-)
Lineage: Eukaryota; Fungi; Mucoromycota; Mucoromycetes; Mucorales; Phycomycetaceae
Exons: 6
Coding region: 1-597 (198 amino acids)
Source: RefSeq, a predicted model, not a curated record
AUGUCAAAAACAGUAUACAUCGAUAAUGGAAAUAUAUGGUCCAACACUUUCUUGAUAAUCCAUCCAUUCAAUGCUAUCCAUACUAAGGAACAAGACAUAAACUGGCAGGGCAUACCUUCUAAAGAUUGUAGCUGUCUAGUAUUUUCACAGCCAAGGCUAACUAUCAAGGAUCUAAUCUCCAUCCAGAGUUACAGGUAUAAACAUCUCAUUGAGCCUUUACUUACUGUUGGCUGUAAUUUUCUAGUGUCCUUACCGUCCAGGCCAACGAUCAAGGAUCUAAUAUCCAUCCAGAGUUAUCGACAGGCAUGUUUCUCUACAUAUUUUCCUACUAUCAAUUGUCUUUUUUUAAUGAUUUUUACCCUCAGACAUAGAUCAAGUAUCCGUUCUGUAUCAAAGGAUAAAGUCUUUACACAAUCCAGGACAAAGAUCAGGGUUCCACAUUUCAUUGACGAUCACAGUGUUUUUUACUGUCCAAACCAAAGAUCCAGGUCCCAGUCUCUAUCAAGGGUUACAGACAAGCCCAACGAUCAAGAUUUCGGGCUCGAGUAUCAUAUACCUGCAUAUGACCUUACAGUCAUAUUUAAUGCUAAACAUUAA